This is a messenger RNA of Juglans regia (Persian walnut), 1379 nucleotides long. RefSeq names its product BURP domain protein RD22. The coding region runs from base 97 to 1179 and encodes 360 amino acids. The transcript has 3 exons. The record is from RefSeq and is a predicted model, not a curated record. Lineage: Eukaryota; Viridiplantae; Streptophyta; Magnoliopsida; Fagales; Juglandaceae.
AAUUUCCCUUAUAAAUUUCCAACCUGCAGAGAGCUCUUCUAUUCAGGUCUUUUAACUUCUCCCUGUACAUUUUCCUUUGUUACAAUCCACAGCUUAAUGGAGAUCCAUUUCUUUUGCAUUUUCAGCUUUCUCACUCUUGCACUGGUGGCGAGCCAUGCUGCUCUGACUCCUGAAGAUUACUGGAACUCCGUGCUUCCAAGCACUCCGAUGCCUAAAGCCAUCAGUGAUCUUCUACAACCUGAAGACCUCAAGGAUGAGAAAGGCACUUCUGUCGAUGUAGGGAAGGGUGGUGUAAAUGUUGAUGCUGGAAAAGGAAAGCCCGGAGGUGGCACCCAUGUGAAUGUUGGAGGCAAAGGUGUCGGGGUGGACACGGGAAAGCCUGGGAAGGGAACCAAUGUCGGCGUUGGCAAAGGAGGAGUGUCUGUGAACACUGGUCACAAGGGAAAGCCUGUGCAUGUUGUAGUACAACCAAAGGGAAAUCCGUUCCAGUAUAAUUAUGCUGCCACGGAGAACCAACUCCAUGAUGAUCCCAACGUAGCUCUUUUCUUCUUGGAAAAGAACUUGCAUCCUGGCACAAAAAUGAAUUUGCUCUUCACUAAAAACUCAAACGAAGCAACUUUUUUGCCCCGCCAAGUUGCUGAAUCAAUUCCCUUUUCAUCUAACAAGCUGCCAGAGAUUCUGAACACGUUUUCAGUGAAACCCAGAUCAGUAGAAGCUGACAUGAUGGAGAAUACAAUUAAAGUAUGUGAAAAGCCGGGCAUUAAAGGAGAGGAAGUAUACUGUGCAACAUCGUUAGAGUCGAUGGUCGAUUUCAGCACUUCCAAACUCGGGAAAAAUGUCCAGGCAAUAUCUACAGAGGGGGGAAAAGAAACCCAGAUGCAAAAGUAUACCAUAGUACCAGGAGUGAAGAAGAUGGCGGGCGACAAAGCUGUUGCAUGCCAUAAACAGAACUAUGCAUAUGCCGUCUUUUACUGCCAUGAAACCAAUACCACAAGGGCUUACCUGGUGCCAUUGGUGGGUGAUGAUGGGACCAAAGCUAAAGCUGUAGCAAUAUGCCAUACAGACACAUCAGCGUGGAACCCGAAACAUUUGGCCUUCCAAGUUCUCAAAGUUAAGCCAGGAACUGUUCCUGUCUGCCAUUUCCUUCCCGAGGAUCAUGUUGUCUGGACAGCCAACUAGAAUUCUCUAGGACGUGUUCAAUUGUGAUGGUUUGGAUUGCGACAGUACUUAAUUUGAAACUCUCUUUUUUAUGUACUUCGAUACUAGGCUGCUACAUUUAGUUACUAGACUAAAUGUUUGAUUCUGCUAGAGUCGUGUAUGAUGCAUAUGUAUACACUAAUGAAUAUUUAAUAAAAUAUAUCCUAUGGUUUUUUUUGUGA